Magallana angulata is the source of this 1629-nucleotide messenger RNA. RefSeq names its product acetylcholine receptor subunit beta-type unc-29-like. The transcript has a single exon. Gene Ontology annotation, biological process: signal transduction; chemical synaptic transmission; monoatomic ion transmembrane transport. Gene Ontology annotation, molecular function: neurotransmitter receptor activity; extracellular ligand-gated monoatomic ion channel activity; transmembrane signaling receptor activity. The coding region runs from base 294 to 1550 and encodes 418 amino acids. The record is from RefSeq and is a predicted model, not a curated record. Lineage: Eukaryota; Metazoa; Mollusca; Bivalvia; Ostreida; Ostreidae. Gene Ontology annotation, cellular component: neuron projection; membrane; synapse.
AACAUUGAUUUCAAGAUUGCACGGUUCCAUUAGGUUAAGGGCAAUAAUGAUUACAAAAACAGUCAAUUACUGUUAACUACAGUCAAUCACAACGGUGAUUUUGUGACCAUUGCGAAAUCCGCCACUUGUCUUUCAACCGUACGUAGUUAAACCUCAGCUCCAUUCAUUUCACAGAUCAGGUAUUUCGAAGCUCUUACACGUAUCCAUUUUAUAAAAGGAUUUUUAGAAUGUUUGGGUUCAGUGGGUUGAACAUUGAAAUUUAAACUGCUCUCGAUUUAAAGCCGAAAGAAAAGAUGGCCGGUCUGGGUGUCAUUUUCUUAUGGACAAUUUUAUCUUCAAUGAUUUUGACGAACAUCGCACAGCCAAUUGGUGCAUCCAAUAGGCUCUCGAUGGACCUCAUGAAAAAUUACAACAAGAGGAUUCGGGGGGUGCGUGAUAUGAGGGAAUUAACGACAUUGCAUUUUCACUUCAAUCUUGUCCGGAUUGCUGAAUACGAUGAAGUAAAUGGAAAAUUAUCUAUUGUGGGUUUUUUCGGAAUGUUUUGGCACGACUUCCGAAUGGAAUGGAACUCUUCACAAUAUAAUGGAACAGGCACCAUACUUUUUGAAGAGAAAGAGGUAUGGCGACCAUUUAUUGUUUUAGGUUCUCCGCAGGAAGAAUUCAAACGACUAGGUGACGACGACAAUUUCUUUGUGAGAUACUCUCCAGCUGGUUUUGCAGAGUGGUACCCUGGGGAUAUCUGGGCCACCGCGUGUACCCCUGAUGUUUACAUGUAUCCUUACGACACCCAGUCAUGUGAGGUAUUGUUCGUGGUAUGGGGAUAUGCAGUCAGUGAAAUCGCCGCACGGGCGCUGUCCGACAAAGUUAACCUUCACGUGUAUACGGCGCACGGUAUGUGGGACCUGACGGACACUUCUGUGGCUGCAUACAGUGACCCAGUCAGACAGCUGACGACAAUAACCAUUGUACUGGAGAUGAAAAGAAUAUCCACCUUCCAUCUCAUUAACAUGAUUCUUCCCAUCGUGUUGGUCGGGCUGUUGAAUAACCUAGUGUUUCUUCUGCCUGCCCAGUCAGGGGAGAGAGUUGGCUACUCCAUCACUGUGCUACUUGCUAUUGCAGUGUUCCAAACUAUAGCCUCCGACAAUCUUCCGAGCGUUUCAAAGCCCCGAAUUUCUCUGCUGUGCAUCAAACUUUUGAUUGACUUGGUUUUAAGUGCUCUCGUUAUGACGUUAACAAUUGUGACGCUGUAUUUUUAUCACAUGCCAGAAACUCGAAGAAUUCCAUCUUGUGUUGUCGUUGUUACUAAAUGUGUGCUUUGCAAAAACUGUUGUAAACCCAACAAACCAAAAAGUAAGUCCGAGAAGUACAAAGAAUCCGUCGUCGGGAAUGGCAUUGUUAUUAAAGAAUCUGUGUUAGAGGAAGACAACCAACAAUCAACUGUCACGUGGACAGAUGUUGGUAAAAGUAGUGACAUCGUGUUCGCUGUGUUUUCUCUGUUAACGUUUUUGGCUUCAAAUAUUGUAUUUAUUCUGGUUGUUGCUCGAAACUAAUGACACUGAUAUGUUUGUUAUAAAAUGUUUUUGACUGCAUGGUGUUAUACGUCCAUUCGAGAAUUUUAUCACAUAUAGA